Molecule: messenger RNA, 1421 nt
Organism: Cephus cinctus (wheat stem sawfly)
Lineage: Eukaryota; Metazoa; Arthropoda; Insecta; Hymenoptera; Cephidae
Product: putative odorant receptor 71a
Exons: 7
Coding region: 368-1204 (278 amino acids)
Biological process (GO): sensory perception of smell; detection of chemical stimulus involved in sensory perception of smell
Cellular component (GO): plasma membrane
Molecular function (GO): olfactory receptor activity; odorant binding
Source: RefSeq, a predicted model, not a curated record
ACUUCUUUCUUACGUCUCGCGAAGUUUCAACCUGCUUCUUCACUUGUCAUUGCGACAAUACGGAAUACGGUAUAUUGGAAAAUACUAAAGCAUCUGUCUAUGAAAAGAAUCUGAGUAGUCUAACCGUGAAAUAUGUUUCUGCUAAAAUACCCUAUGCAAUACACAAGUUUUUGUUUGAAAAUCAUUUGCUGUUGGCCCAUAUCAAAGAACGCUUCAAAUUUGAGAAAAAAUUUCGAUUUUCUUCACUUUCUCUUCGUCAUCAGUGGAUUUAUUCUUAUCUCCAUUCAAGCAUUAGUGUACGCAAUAAUACAGGCGAACAAUCCUCAAGAAAUAAUUGAAACCCUUAGUACCCAGGUGAUAUAUUUGCAUGCAGCGGGUAAAGUGGGAAUCAUGCGGUUGCAUCGUCAUAAAUUUAGUCGACUCCUCCACGGAGUUGAGAGAGUUCAAACUACAGCCUCUGGAGAACUUCUUCGAUUAUAUAGUUCAACCUUUGUGGAAAAAAUCACAAUUCCUACCAACUGGGGCCUGGUAUCCCUUUGAUUACAAGAAAUCGACGUUUUUCUACACCCUGGCAUAUUUUCAACAAAUUAUAUGCAUUACGUUCAGUGGCUGCGCUAGUACUACUGAAAUCACCUUCGGUGUUUUUAUAUUCUUUGCCUGCGCGAGACUCAAAGUUUUACAGCGAAAAUUCCAGCAGCUUUCUGAUAAUUCAAACGGUAAUGAGAAGAUUUUAAGAAGAAGGAUCUGCAACUAUGUUCAACAACACUGCGACAUAUUACGCUAUAUCAAUGACGUCAACGAAACUUAUACCUUCAUUAUACUUGUGCUAUUCUUGUCAAUUCUUCUAACGGUUUGCUGUACAAGUUUUUUGAUAAUUAAUGUCACCGAACAUUCAUUGGACUCCAUUUUUAUAAAUUCCUUACUAAUGGUAGCUUCGGCUGUUCAACUGUUAUUCUACUACCUUCCAGGGCAUAUACUUAUUGAAGAGGCUAAAACAAUUGCAGAAUCUGUUUAUUACAGCGGUUGGGAAUCAUUAUCAAUAAAUUGCCGUAAAUUACUUUUACAAAUCAUGGUGUAUAGUGCAUCUCCUAUCAAUCUGCGGAACGGAAAAAUGGGACUUUUAAUCUUGGAGAAUUAUACCACAUUCCUCACCACUGCUGCAUCUUACUUGACGUCUUUGCGUUCAAUUGUGGGAACAGUGUAGCUUGCUUAAAAGGGAGCUCAACCUGGCGCAGUCAUAAAUGCUCCUAACUUCUCGUCAUCAAUGAAGUAUUUAUCAUUAUUUACUCGAAGAAGGUUAAGAUAAAAGGCCAUAUUAUGAGUCAGUAUCCUAUAUUAUGAGAUAGAAAAUGUAAUAUCUAAAUUUGAACUACAAAAUAAUACAUGCUACAAAUAAAAACAAUUAUUUUUAUAAUUGUGAA